Messenger RNA from Amaranthus tricolor (Joseph's coat), 1538 nucleotides. RefSeq names its product cyanidin 3-O-galactoside 2''-O-xylosyltransferase FGGT1-like. The transcript has 2 exons. The record is from RefSeq and is a predicted model, not a curated record. NCBI's taxonomy places the organism in Eukaryota, Viridiplantae, Streptophyta, Magnoliopsida, Caryophyllales, Amaranthaceae. Bases 54 to 1439 code for a protein of 461 amino acids. Gene Ontology annotation, molecular function: UDP-glycosyltransferase activity.
AUCUUCAAAAUAACACUUCAAACAAUAAAAAAAAAAAAAGCCAAGCAAUCAAAAUGUCUCACAACAAAGCAUCCAACCCAAGUCUUCACGUAGCAUUCUACCCUUGGUUUGCUAUGGGCCACUUAACUUCAUUCCUUCGUUUAGCUAACAAACUAGCCGAAAGAGGCCUUACAGUCUCUUAUUUUAUACCAUCCAAAACCCAACCAAAACUAUCCCCUCACAACCACCACCCUAACCACCUUACCUUCAUACCCAUCACCGUCCCACACGUCGACGGCCUCCCACCCGGAGCCGAGACCACCAACGAUGUCCCCGGCUCAGCCGUACCCCUCAUCAUGACCGCAAUGGACUUAACCCAAGAUACAAUUGAGGCCCAUCUAGCCCAACUCAAGCCCAACUUUGUUUUCUAUGACUUCACUUAUUGGAUACCUAAACUAGGCCAAAAACUUGGGUUUAAAUCUAUCCACUAUUUUACCGCAUUUAUAUCAAGAUAUGGUUAUCUUGCACCUUACAAAAAGGCAGGAUACCUUCCAAACGCGGCCGAUCUUCUACGGCCCCCACCAGGCUAUCCAUCCCCUAUAAGGAUGAAGCCUUACGAAGCCAAAAUUAUGGCGGGCGCAGGUAAAACCGCCUUUGGAUUAGGCGGGUUUACGCUGGCCGAGAGAUUAGCCGUGUCAUUUAUAGAGUGUGAUGCGUUUGGAGUAAAGACUUGUAAGGAGAUGGAAGGUGAACAUUGUAAGUUUUUUGAGGAUGUUUUUGGUAAGCCUGUGCUUUUGGCUGGACCAGUUGUGCCUAAACUUCCAUCUUCUAAACUUGAUGAACAUUUUGAUGGGUGGUUAAAUGGGUUUGAUGAAUCUAGUGUGAUUUUUUGUGCUCUUGGAAGUGAAUGUUCUUUGGAAAUUAACCAAUUUCAUGAGCUUCUUCUUGGAUUAGAGCUCACAGGUAGACCAUUUUUGGCGGUUUUAAAGCCGCCAAAAAAUUACGAAACAAUAGAAUCGGCAUUACCGGAAGGUUUUGCAAGCAGAAUAAGAGAAAGAGGAAUAGUUCAUGAAGGUUGGGUGCAACAACAACUAAUUUUACAACAUCGAUCAGUAGGAUGUUUUAUAACUCAUUGUGGAGUUGGUUCUUUAUCUGAAGCUAUAAUAAGCAAAUGUCAAGUAGUGAUGAUACCUCAAGCAAUUGAUCAAUUCAUCAAUGCAAGGAUGAUGAGUUUAGAGUGGAAGAUUGGGGUCGAAAUCGAGACGAGGGAGGAUGAUGGUUUGUUCACUAUGGAGGAUGUUCAUAAGGCAAUUACAAUGGUGAUGGAUGGAGAAAGUGAAGUUGGGAGAGAAGUUAGGGCUAACCAUGCUAAAUGGAGGGAGUUUAUUUUAACACAAGGUGUUGAAGACUCUUAUAUUAGUAGCUUCAUAGAGAGUCUACAACAAUUGCUAAUUGUAUAGUUAAGUGGUACUCACAAUUAUGGAUUCAUCUAAUCAUCUAAUCUUAAUUGUGAUAGAGAUUUGAUUUUACACGAAAAUCAAUUCUCUUUCUUUUACUUA